AUGUCAGCCUCGAGCUCACCGAAGCACUCCUUUGAGUCGGAGGAGCGUCUUGAGUCGACCCAGGACAUUCCAAAAGGCCCGGACAGCGGCCAGCGAUCCAGUAUCUCGUUUGAAACAAAGCCCAGGCAGCACAGCCCGCGGCGACGGUCGAUCCAAUUCAGCGUGGGCGCCGCGGAAGCACAGCUGCCGACUCGCUCGCAGAGCAUCAAGGAGAAGCGACUUUCAUAUGCAGACGCUCAACCCAGGGAACUAGAGAUAGAACGAGAGCCUCGGGCUCUGUCGACAACUCGUGGCCUGUCGCCGCCGCCGCCGAAGACUUAUGAGCGCGGCGUUUCAUUUAACACCUUUGAUAAUCGUGAUGCGGCGGAUUUCACUCUGACGCUCAAUUAUAAGCAUAAGGGGUACCAGAGUACUCGUCGGAGUCGGACGUUCCUGUGCGGCACGGACCAGAAUGAUUACUCAGAGUUUGCACUGGAGUGGCUGAUAGACGAGCUGGUUGAUGAUGGCGACGAGAUUGUCUGUCUGCGCGCGGUGGAGAAGGACUCGCGCAUGGCGAGCGAUGCCGGUAUCGAAGAAGGGAAAUACCGCCAGGAAGCCGAGAGGCUGUUCGAACAGGUGAUCCAGAAGAACAGCCAGGAUGAAAAAGCCAUCAGUUUAGUUUUGGAACUGGUGGUGGGGAAGGUAGAGGAGAUCAUCCAGCGCAUGAUCCGCAUAUAUGAACCAGUGAUGCUCAUAGUCGGCACCCGAGGACGCAAUCUAAAGGGCGUCCACAGUCUUCUCCCAGGAUCGGUCUCUAAGUACUGCCUGCAGCAGUCACCUAUUCCCGUGAUUGUGGUUCGGCCGUCGCCCAAGCGUGAGAAGAAAAAGAAAAAGCGGCGCGCGGACCCAACCCGACGAAGCUACAACCAUAUACUGGAGCUGAGUGAGCAACGUGGUAGUCGCAUCUUCGACGCUAGCUCUAGCACUGAGAGUAACAUCUCCAAGCUCCCGGACGAAGAGGCUGCUGUCGCGGAGGCACUGGGCCUGCCUGCCUCUUACUCACGUGCCAAUUCUCGCAGCUCCCUAUCGGUAUCAGACCGCAGCAGCAUUAGCAUCGACGAGUCCGACUCCCCUUCUCCAAUUCUGCAAUCAUUGGACACCGUAAUUAUGAAGAGCCCACUGAAUGGGAGUCCGGCCAGCUCCGAGGAGAGUGUAGUCGUUAGCGAAGGGACUCAGAGAGCAUCAUCGCCAGCGCCCCCGCUUCGAUCCUUGUCGCCCGACGAAGACUCUCUCGAUGAAGUCGAGGAAUUGUCCGACGAGGAUGACAUGGCCGAUUCCAAUUCUGAGGCAUCUGAUGCAACUGCGAAGCGUGUUUCGAUUCCUGUGAUCGAAGUAUCCAACGACAACGAGAAGCAUAGCAAGCCUAAAGACGACUGA
Molecule: messenger RNA, 1416 nt
Organism: Penicillium macrosclerotiorum
Lineage: Eukaryota; Fungi; Ascomycota; Eurotiomycetes; Eurotiales; Aspergillaceae
Product: universal stress protein
Exons: 3
Coding region: 1-1416 (471 amino acids)
Source: RefSeq, a predicted model, not a curated record